UUAUGGAUCAGAAUUGGUGCUCCGUCAGUUCGUGCUCAUCCAUGAGCCUCCGUCGACUGCAACGCAUCAAGCACCAGAGCGAGACGGGAGCCUGCCCCUGGUGCGGUGGUUCACCUGGCUGGUUGCCCGCCCAGGCGCCGCACGGUCACUGCUGAUCCAUGGAAGAGGAGGCGGGGCACAAGCGCCCGCCGUGGCGCCGCACGGUGGCCGUGCAGGCCGCGCUCUGCCUCGCGCUCUACGCGGCCUUUAGCCUCGGCGAGCCGCAGCUCUUCCCGCGGGGCGGGGGCGGGGUGGGCGCGCUCGGGCGAGGCGCGCGCGGCGGAGGCGUCGCCUUCCUCAGCGUCGCCGGCGGAGCGCGGGCGCCCGCCGAGCAGGCCCGGCUCCUGAGCCAGAUGGAGACUGUAUCAAAGAUUUAUGAAGUCAAUUUCGUGUUGGAUGUUGCUCGAUUUGGAGAUGACGACCCACUUUGGCAAAAUGGUUCUUUGUACUUCCAAGCUCUGAAUAUCCCCUGGUAUCCCACCACAUCGUCACAUGAGCGGAUAGUUGGUAACUUUUUGAAGAAGGUUAACAUGCCAUACGGUCAGGCUCUAGAUAUUAUUGGUCUGGACACAGGGCCUCUACAGGAACCUCUACAUGAUCGCAAAAUAAGCGCUUCUUACAGGGAACAAACUAAAUGGUUGGAGCAAUCACUAGCGCUGAGUGGCGGUAAUUGGAAAAUAGUAGUUGGAUGUGAUCCAUUAGUUGUUUGCAAUGAGGCAGAAACACCAGAAACAACUAAGUUCUACGCACCAUUUCAGCGUAUUUUUGCAAAAUAUGAAGUGAACGCAUACCUAAGCACGGGUGGGUUUUGUGGGUACUACCACCGAGACAACUCAAUAUUGUACAUUGGAAAUCCCAGUCCUGGUGGUGACCAAACAAGUGUGGAUGGUUUCUUGUUGCACAGAGUUAGCCCCCUAGAGAUGGAGUCAAUGCUGAUAAAUGUAGAAGGCGAGGUGGUUCAGAGAUUUGUAGUUCACCAGCAUGGAAGAGGAUCCGUGUAAAUUUCAACCUCUCAGUUUCUGUUCCAUAACGCCAACAUGCCGAGUCUGUUUUCAGCAUUGCUGAAUCGAAUCUUCUCAACAGAACAAAAACCACAUACUUCCCAUCUUAAAGACAAAUAAUCGUUUGUUUCUUCCUUGGAAUGUUUGUAGAAGUACAGGUGCAGUAAAUAUUAUUUGCCACUAGCCCAUUACUGUAUCUGUUGAUACCAUAUUAGUUGAUCUCCCAGAGGUGAAAGUGAUACUGUGGGUGCGACAGCAGCUUCUCCGAU
This is a messenger RNA of Phragmites australis (common reed), 1309 nucleotides long. RefSeq lists its product as uncharacterized. The record is from RefSeq and is a predicted model, not a curated record. The transcript is spliced from 8 exons. Lineage: Eukaryota; Viridiplantae; Streptophyta; Magnoliopsida; Poales; Poaceae. Bases 159 to 1040 code for a protein of 293 amino acids.